Molecule: messenger RNA, 5922 nt
Organism: Brassica rapa (field mustard)
Lineage: Eukaryota; Viridiplantae; Streptophyta; Magnoliopsida; Brassicales; Brassicaceae
Product: receptor-like cytosolic serine/threonine-protein kinase RBK2
Biological process (GO): protein phosphorylation
Molecular function (GO): ATP binding; protein kinase activity
Source: RefSeq, a predicted model, not a curated record
ACACACAGUAUGUUGUUUUUCAUAGACAACCAUCAUUUUCCACUUACAGUAAAUGGAAAUAAUUAUUUUCUUGCAUAUUUGAGUUUUGAUUUUGCAUUUAGUUUAGAAGAAAUAAAAUGCUGGUAAAACAAUAUCAAAUGUAUAAUUUAUUGCAUAUAAGCACACAAAGUAUCAAACUAAGCACAGGUCUAAACACGAUUUAGUAAUCAAAUCAUAGUCCUUAGAAGUCGUAGAAAUAAACAAUCUAUAAGUAGUUUAAAAAUGUAUGUAUAUAUAUAAUACACAUAUAAACAAAAGGAAGUUAAAUAAUGACUAAUUGUAGUAGUGAUUCUUUAGGAUUGGGGCUAACAUAUAACUGACGAGUGUUAGGCCAUAAGAGCUUAAGAUAUGGACUACCUAACAAUAGUUUCACUUAAUUAAGCAAAAUAUGUUAGGCUUGACUUAUUACAAUUUAAUUUGAAAAGUGUAAAGAAGUAAAAAAAAAUGAGAAAAUGAAAAACAAAGUAAAAUUGAGAACAUGGACAUCCUCCAGCAGAGCUACCUGCCUUGUGAGAUAAAUAAAAAAAAGCAUUAAAGUCUCACCCAUAUAAAGUUUGCUUCAUCUUUUUCUACACUUCAUUACCACCAAAACGCAAAUCACCAAACGCUAAACGCAGAAACUCAGUUUUCGGUUACCUAAUUAUCUGUGGACGCCCUCACCGUAAACCUUCACCAACCCAAAUUUAAUUCUUCUGUGUUUUUAUUCACAAAGUACAUAAAGACAGAGAGAUAAUAAUAACUUUCUCUUCUCUGUCCCUUCCUCUUCCUCCUCCUUUUUCUUCCCUCUGUGAUUCAUUAGUUGCGUAAACCUCGAGUUUCUUCUGUUCCAUUAACACAAUGAAGUACAUUCGAAGCAACAGCCUGAAACGUCUCUUCUCUUUCAAACGACGCAGUUUCGACUCCGACUCUGAAAACUCAACUCCACACUCCAAAUGCGUGGAGGGUUUUCAAGAAGCAGAGCAGUUUCAAAGACCCAAGUGGAAAUGUUUCUCCUUUGAAGAAAUCCACGACGCAACCAACGGUUUCAGCUCAGAGAACUUGGUAGGAAGAGGUGGAUUUGCAGAGGUGUACAAAGGGAUUUUGAGUAAAAGUGGUGAAGAAAUCGCUGUGAAGAGGAUAACAAGAGGAGGGAGAGAAGAUGAGAGGAGAGAGAAAGAGUUUCUAAUGGAGAUUGGAACAAUAGGACAUGUCUCACAUCCUAAUGUCUUGUCUCUUCUUGGUUGUUGUAUUGACAAUGGUCUCUAUCUUGUUUUCAUCUUCUCUUCAAGAGGCUCUGUUGCUUCUCUCCUUCAUGAUUUGAAUCAAGCACCAUUGGAGUGGGAGACAAGGUAUAAAAUUGCAAUUGGGACAGCAAAAGGGCUUCAUUAUUUACACAAAGGUUGUCAAAGAAGGAUCAUCCACAGAGACAUUAAAUCCUCCAAUGUUCUCUUAACCCAAGAUUUUGAACCACAGAUAUCUGAUUUUGGGUUGGCAAAAUGGCUGCCUUCUCAAUGGUCUCACCAUUCCAUUGCUCCAAUUGAAGGCACAUUUGGGCACUUAGCUCCAGAGUACUAUACGCAUGGGAUUGUGGAUGAGAAGACUGAUGUAUUUGCCUUUGGAGUGUUCUUGCUUGAACUCAUUUCUGGUAAAAAACCUGUUGAUGCAUCCCACCAAAGCCUACACAGCUGGGCGAAAACGAUAAUAAAAGAUGGAGAGAUUGAGAAGUUGAUGGAUCCAAGGAUCGGUGAAAACUUUGAUAUCCAACAGCUUCAUCGCAUAGCUUUCGCUGCGUCUCUCUGCAUCCGAUCAUCGUCUCCAUGUCGGCCUUCCAUGAUCGAGGAGUACCUGACUCAUUUUCUUACAAUGAUUGAGAAUCUAAAACGGCCCCAAAUGGUUUUCCUUUACCUCUCGAUUCCUUUUGGUACGGUCAAUAUUGAUUCCGGUUCGAACCAAAGUUCCAGUGGAACUCUUUUCAAUUCAAUCUGGUUUCAAUCGCAAAUUUCGUUUGGUUUAAGAGAAUUUAUCCGGUUCUUAGCUGUUAAUUUUUUCUUCCAGGUUACUACAGCAUGGUGAGCUAAAACAGCUGCAAAAUAAGAACCAGAUUAAAAACCAUAUAUAAAGUGAUACAUUUACAUUUUUUUAAAAAAAAUCAGCAAGAUAUAUUCCUCAUCAAAUUAUUCAAGUUCUUACUUGAUUCACGUCGGUUUUUUAAAUAUUAAUUUCACCUUGUAGAAAAAUAAUAAUUUUUUUUAAUUAAAACUAUGGUAUGUAUUUUGAAUACUCGUUUGAACUCAAAUCAAAUAUUUAGGUUUUUUAUUAAGACUAUGGUAUGUACUAAACUUACAAAUUCCUCUCAGAUAUUAACUUUUUAUAUCGAGAUCCGGUUUGAAUUGGGUUUUGGGUUUUAUCUUAGCUACAUAUCUAAAAUUAUCCAAAACCAAGAAAAUAACUAUCCAAAGACAUUUGAAAAUACUGAAAAUUAUCUAAAAUCCAAUAAACUAUCCAAAUUAACUUAAGGGGAGUGUAUUCAACUAGGAGUUUGAAGUGAAUUAUAUUAAAAUGAUAAAUUUACUGUUAUUUAACCGUGGAUUUAAAAAAAUACUUUAAAGUCUAUUGUUAUUGAACUUAUCAUUUCAUAAAACACUCUGAAAUCAACUGUUAUUGAACAAAAUUUAAGUCGGAGAUUUUAGAGUACUUUAAGUGUUUCUAGAGUGUUUGAGGAGAUUUCCUUAGUUAUAAAAAUAAAAAUCCAAAUCUCAUUGUUUUAGAUGAGAUUCUAGAGUGUUUUAACAAAAAAUCACACCAAAUUUUUCAAUUCUCCUGCAAUCAUUUACAAACUUAUUAAAAGUCAAAUCACUUCAAAUUACAUAUUCAAUACACCAGCCUGUAUAAAUAAAAACCAUUUAACCUGGCCAUUAAAUCCAAUUUUGAGUAUCAUUGUAAACCCAUCCGUGAUCAGUUUUUCAAUUGGGUUCAGGAUUAGAUUUCGGAUUCAGUUUUUUUUUUGUCAGGCCUACUUAACCUCAAUGAGUCAAUAAUCACAUAACGAUAAAGUUCAGCUUUAAGAUUUAUAUAUUCUGUUUUCACUCAACCUCGCAACAAAAAGAAGCUAAAAAAUUUCAUGAACGCACAAACUCAAAAAACUUUUGCUCACCAAAAUAAAGAUGGCUGUAAAAUGAAUUCUUUUGUAUAAACCUUUUUUUGUGGUAAAGUCUGCGUAAAGCCUAUCUCAUUCCACAACGACCGUUCUUUUCUCCAUAAGUGACUCAAAGAACUCACCGCAUAGUUUCUGAAGAGGCGGAAAAUUUAGUGUAGAACCGCUGAAUAUCGUUUCCUAUGGUCUCUCUCACGAUUCAAAAGGUGUUGCCAACUACUCAACAUUCUCCAUUCUUUUCUUGUCAUAAUCCGGCAACUGUCCGUACAGCGACGUGUACCCAAAAUCUCCUAAAAAGAUUGAAACUUUCUCUAUUAAUAUAGCAUCAAUAAAAAGAGGUUAGAAAGACUUUGUUACCUGUCUCCUCGUCACCGGCAAGACCCUCAGCGCUACGCUCAUGUGUCUCAUCGCGACUGGGAUCGAAAACAACAUACUCAUAGCUUCCAUUUACAUAUGCAAGAGGAAGCAGAGACUUGUCGUCUCUUUCAGGAAAUGAGAUUGAUCCUCCCUCAGCCAGCGAGUUAGAUUAUAUUUCAUUUUAGUCUCUCAUUUAAACGGAUGAAACAUUACUUUUUCUUUUUUUUUUUUGUGUCAGUCAGACCUUCAUUAAAGUCCAUAUAGAUACAGGGUUAGGAUCUGAUCCGUUGAACAAGAGAAUGGCACCAUCUCUACCGCGGAACAUAUUCUUCUUUUUAAAAGUUUAUGGGAUCAGAUCAGAGCCAAGACAGCAAAAGCUGAUGAAUUCACUAAGCUAACACACAACAAGAACUUUCUAGGAGAAGUUUUGAAGACUUACCUUCUAUGCGUAAUCCAUAUGAGCAUGAUAAGGAUUGCUUUGAUGUAUUCCAAACAGAGAGUUCAGGUUUCGUAAAAUGGGAUGCAGCAACAAGGAACUCAGACUUUCCAGCGAAACAGAGCUUUGUGAUUGGCUGUAUAGUAUAUUGAAAGAUUAAAACAUCUGGGCCUUUUUAAUAGGCCUUGAAUAUAGCUAGAUCCAGUACAAAAAACAGCAUACGUAUAUGGUCCUCCUUGUAUACAAUCGAAUUAAUAAACGGAUGCCGAAAUUAGUAUGGCAUUAGGCCUUGCAAAAAACCGGAACCGAAAAAAACCGAACCGGAACCAAACUGAAAUAUCUAAAAUCAAAAUUGGAUUGAAACCCUCAAAUAUCCGAAUGGUUCAUAUAUUUAUGUAUUUAAACUAGCUGAACCGAACCGGUACCCGAAUAUAUAAAAAUAUUAAUUAAUAUUUAUAUAUACAACAUAAUUAAAUCUAUAUUCCUAAUUUUUUUUAAAUAUGUUAAAGUAUCUGAAAGUAAUAGAAGAAGACUAAAUUAUUACAAUUUAUCAAAACUACCCAAAAGUAUCCAAAUAUUUUUAUCUGAAUUAUCUAAAGUAAUCUAAAAUAUCCAAGAAAUUUAUCCAAAUCAUCUUAGUUAUUUGAUAUUUUAACCAAAAAACAAGAUAUUUAGUCUGAAUUACCCGGACUAUCCAAAAUAUUUGAACCAAAACCAAACGAGAACUAAAUUGUUUUGGGUAUUUCUCGUUCCUAGUUUUACUAUCCGAACCAAAUCCGAAACUAUCCAAAACCGAAUCGAAAAUGAAUCAGAUAGUAAAUGGAUCAUGUAGCCCCUUAUCCAAAUUACCCUAUACAUGAAAUACCCUAACCAAUAUCCGUCUUAGCAGUAAGACCAUCUCCAAUAGUUUACUCUAUUUUAGAGUAGUUUUCACUUUAAAAUAGUGUUACUCUAAAAUAGAGUAGAGUUUCUCUCCAAAGGUUUACUCUAUAUUUAAUUCUAAAAAUGAAUAUUCUUAAAUAUAUUAUUUUCUAUUUUAUAAUUAAUAUCUUUUACUUACAAAAUUUACAAAUUGACUCUUUAUAUUUUAUUUUUCACAAAGUUUUCAUAGAUUAUAUAUUUAUAUCAAACAUUUAUUAUAUUAAAACUUACAUUACAUUUUACUAAUAACAUGAUACAUUUUAACUUAAACAUCUCCAUUAGUAUAUCUUUCCCACAAGUGAUCAAUUAACAAAUUUCGGAAUGUGAAAUGAAUUUUUUUUAUUUUUGAUUUUUUUUCUAAAUCGACCAAAAUUUUCUUCAAAUCGAAUAUUAUCGUUCUUUCGUGUCUGAAUCUUUGGAGGUGGAACUUCUCUUCCCACUUUAGUUGGUGCGCUAAAAUCACAUUCAUCCUCAUAUCAUGUUAUAUAGAAUUAUACAUGUAGUCCAUAUGCAUUGGUCACCAAUACAUUUUUUAUAUAUUUUAGUUACAUACAUGCAUAAAAAAUAUUUUGUUUGUGAUUUGAAUUCAGUGCAAGAUCCAGAUGUUCGUGAAUAUUUUCAAGAGGAACGAACACAAAUUUUACAAACAAAAAAGACGUGGUCAACAACAUGAACAAGAAGCUACUCCUUCAUUUCUCUCAUUUAGACAAUAUUUUAACAAUCUUGCUCGACUUGGAACCAAUUUACCAAAAACAAUUAAGUCAUUAUUAUCUAUGGUUUUAAUUUUAUUUUGAGUUACUUAUUUUUAAUUUUAGUAUUUGUUUUUUUUUUGCUAAUCUUAAAAAAAUAUGUUUAAUUUUAGUGCUUUUAUUUGGCUAAUAAUAAUAAAUUUUAAAUGUUUAUAUAUAUAUAUAUAUAUUGUGUUAAACAUAAUUAUGUGUUGUUUGCAUAAUUAAAUUAAAUAAAUAGUUACAAAAUAAAAAGAUUGAAGAAUAAAAGGAUUAAAGUAUAAAUAAAAAAGUUGUACUCUAUAAUA